Messenger RNA from Moneuplotes crassus, 2471 nucleotides. The record is from the annotation of a GenBank genome assembly. NCBI's taxonomy places the organism in Eukaryota, Ciliophora, Spirotrichea, Euplotida, Euplotidae.
CUCCUAAAAAGUAUGGUUCCUCCAAUCCCCUUCUUCCCCAUUUCCCAACCCCCUUCUUCUCCACCCUAAAUUCCUCCCUCCUUAACUCCCUUAACCUUCCUUCAUCCAACUAAAUUUGUUCGGAGCACUAUACUUAGUUAGGCUGGGCCUAGCUGCUUUAAGAGUGAAGUCACGGCCAAGGAAUAUAAGAAGAGGUCAGGGUCAAAGGCUGAAUGGGACUGGGCAGAGAGAGGAGUGAGGGGGUAGUGAUUUUAUGUCGUUCAAGAGGAGGAUUGAUAUGGUGGGCUUAGACAAAGGCCUAGGAGGUUUAUUAUGACUAAAGGAUGAUCUAUAGCUCUGAAGAAGAGUAUUAUGGAUAUCUAGUUCUUAAAUAACAUAUCUAUCAUACACACUUAAUACAAAAAUGGUUAAUAGUAAAUAAUCCAUUAUAUAGAAUGCUAAGAAAAAUAGCAAGACUCCUCCAAGCUGUUGAUGGAUUUGGGAAAACAGUGACUAUGAGCCAUCAGGACAAACUCAAGUUCAAAACUGUCUGUGGUGGAUUGAUGACAAUUUUAGCCACAGUCUUUGUUUCUGCAUUUGCUUAUUUUAUGUCAAUGGAGCCAUCAGAGAUGAAGAACAUAAUUAGUACAAAUGCAUAUAAGAACUCCACCAUUGAUGCAGAUUGGAUAACAUCAAUAGAAACAGUUGUUACUUCAGAAUUUACAGAUUAUUCAGACAGCGAAGAUGCUAAAAUCCAUAAUCUGACCUCUAAUGGAUUUGGGAUAUCACUAGACCCAAACUUAAUCCCAAACAGUGAAUAUGGAAAAUUCACUGCAAACACGAGAGUUCGCAAAAAUGGCGGUAGUGCUGUAACAUCGUCAGUCACUCUUAAAAACUGUACGCAAGCUCUCUUCCCUGACAAGGACUGGGAUAGUGCUCUUCACUAUGGGUUGAAAUAUGAUCUAUGACUAAACACUGAUGAAUUAAAUCUUCAAGCUAAUCUAGAAGCAGAUAAUUAUGAAGCAAUACAAUUGUAUUACUACAAGUGUCUCUCCUCUGAUACAUGAGUAAGCUCCAGUGAUUCAAGUACGUAUCACAGAUACAAAGAUAUGACGCCAUAUGCUCUGAACUCUUUCUAUAACAGCUCUGAUCUUUCAGAUCCUAUCAAGCAGUACAUCAAACAGCUAGACCCAGUGGAAUUAGGGUACAUGUCUUAUGUUAGCUAUUAUAUUGAAGUAAGAGAGAAUGAAGUGAUAUUUCUGAACGGCACAACUCAGACUUUCUAUGAUGCAUAUUCUGCCUAUGAUUACAAAUUCCCAUUCCAUAACUUCGCUCCAUCAACUACAGCCAAAAUCACAGUGAUGAUGAGUAAUGAAAAGAGAACUUACAAACAAGUUGAAAGAAUUGUGCCAAAUUUAUCAAAUUUCAGAAAUCUUGACUCUUCUGAAGUAUCUCUUAGUACUGCAGGACAGACUAUAGAGAGCAAUUCUACUACUAAGACUGAAGAGAAAAUAAACAAAGACCUCCCUUAUAAGAUUAUGACUAUUCUUUCUCAGACUGGUGGUUUCUGUUACCUGGUUAAUUUAAUAUUUGGUACUUUAAUAUCUCCAUUUGUGAACAACAUGAAGCUUGCAUCUAUGAUAAAUUCUAUCAAAUCUCGAAGACAAAGAACAAAAGAGAAAUCAUACCAAAACCCUCUCCAAAAGAACUCCCCUCAUGAAGAAAACAAGCAAAACAACACCAGCCCCUUUAAAAGAAUCCAUCAACAAAUAGACCCCACCAUCAACGACUCUUCCGCCAACCUCAACCUCCACGACCCCAAUGACCUAAACCUCCAGUACUCUACACCCAAAAAUCCCAGUACAAAUUUCCCGAAGAAAGUCUCCUCCAAAAAGAGAUUUCGAACUUAUGGCCUCUGAGAUGUCCUCGUGAGUACAGUAAAUCCACUAAAAUGUGUGAAGAAGUUGAGGAUCUGUAAGAACUUUGAACAUGACAAGCAAGUGUUGAUGGAAGAGAUUUGUGUAGCAAGGAUUUGUGAGGAUUUGAAGAAUUUGAGUAGGGUGAAGGGAAGGAUUUUGAAGGAUAUACAGGGGCUGAAGGAAGCGGUGCAGGAGAUUUCGAGGAGGGUAGAAGGGGAUGAUAGGAGUGGAAGGCAAGAGAAUGAUGGUUCUCAGGUGGAUGAGAGCCCAGAGAACAGUGUUUUUAAAAAUUUGAAUGAAGAUCAGGUUUCUGCAUUUACGCGCCCAAUCUCAUCUCAUAAGCACCAGUCACCCUCAGUUCACCAAGAAGCGAUAACCUCCAUCCACAAAAUAGUCAACCAUGAACUCUCUGCAUCCCAGCCCCACUUAGUGCAUGGCCAAACUUCUAAGAGCAUGAAAGGGAAGAAUAAGCAACCAAGUACUCAGUGGGAGAGUUUGAAGGAAGAGAUCAAAGAGGCAGUAAAGAAAUUGUAAUGGUGGUAUUAAUAGUACUCAUAAAACGUUUUUCAACCA